This is a messenger RNA of Erythranthe guttata (spotted monkey flower), 471 nucleotides long. The record is from RefSeq and is a predicted model, not a curated record. NCBI's taxonomy places the organism in Eukaryota, Viridiplantae, Streptophyta, Magnoliopsida, Lamiales, Phrymaceae.
AUGAUGUCUGUGAUUCCUGUGUUAUCAGAAGCAUAUGAAUUCACAAGAAUGGAAACAAGAGAGGCGCCACUUGCUCAUUUUCUGAUCAAGAUUGAAUCGUUUUCCUUGCUUGGCACGUUUGGAAUUGACAAAUAUGAAACAAGGGAAUUUGUGGCUGGAGACUAUAAGUGGAAGAUUUGUCUUCACCCGAAAGGAAACGGAGAAGGAGCCGGCCGUUAUGUGUCCAUCUUUCUGCACUGUAUUGAACCCAAAAGUAGUGUCAAGGCAUGUUAUACCAUAUGGGUCAAGAACCAGAUUUCUGAUGAACACAAUAAAGGAACUGAAACUGACUGGUUUUCAGCUUCCGACACUGAUUGGGGAUGGCCUUCGUUCGUUGAGAUUGCGACAAUUAACGAUCCCAAAAACGGAUUCAUUGUGAACGACUCUUGUCUUUUAGACAUUGAAAUCUCUAUCCUAGCUGUUUCACAAUGA